This is a messenger RNA of Rotaria sp. Silwood1, 987 nucleotides long. The record is from the annotation of a GenBank genome assembly. Lineage: Eukaryota; Metazoa; Rotifera; Eurotatoria; Philodinida; Philodinidae.
AUGAAAAGUGCUUUUGUAAUGUCUACAACAACUUUAUCAACUGUUCUUAUUACAUCAUUAAAAUUAAUACAAACAGAUAUAUUUCGUAUUGGUGGUCCAAUUUUAAUCUUUUUUGGUACAAGUAGUUGUUUAUUCAGUUAUAUCAUAUUUAGACAAAAGAAUUUACGUAAAAAUCCUUGUACAAUAUAUUUUUUGUCAUUUAAUUUAUCUAAUUUAUUACUUAUAUAUUCAUCAUUAUUGCCUGUAAUGCUUGAAAUAGGCUAUAAUAUUAAGCCAAAUUCAUACAGUCUUAUUCAAUGUCGUUUUCGUCUCUAUGCACUGACACUAUUCGAUUGUUUAAGUUCAUUAUAUUUGAUUCUAGCUUCAAUCGAUCGUAUGUGUGUAACUUCACCAAAUGCUUUUGUACGAAGUCGAAGUAAUAAUUAUUUUGCUUACAAAUCUAUUAUAAUUGGUACAUUAUUUUGUAUGAUAUUUAGUAGUCAUGCAUUAAUUUUUCAAGAAAUUGUACCAAGUACAGCAAAUGAUAUUGUUUGUAAUUUUAAACCAGGUAUUUAUAUGAUAUUCCUAGCUUACUAUUCAUUAAUAAAAGGAAUUUUGAUGCCUUUUCUUAUGAUACUGUUUGGAUUAUUGGCUAUGAAAAAUAUUCGACGUUUACGUCGUAUUCAUGUUUCUACUGAGGGAAGAAGUCAUUCAUAUGGUCCAUCAACGAAAGAUAGAAAACUUAUUCUUUUAGUACUCAUGAAUAUUAUUGUAUAUGUUCUAUUUGAUUCAAUGAUGACAAUAUAUCUUAUGUACGAGCAAAUUACACAAUAUUAUAUAAAGAAUGAUUUACAAAAACAAAUGGAUACUCUCUGGGGAUCAAUUGCUACAUUUGGUCUUUAUAGUCGAUUUUGUAUUUGUGGUUAUAUUAAUUUAUUCGUUUCAAGAAUUGUUUGUCAACAAAUAAAAAAAAUAUUUUUAUGGGGAAGAAUUUUUUUUAAAAUUUAA